Molecule: messenger RNA, 2096 nt
Organism: Trichoderma harzianum CBS 226.95
Lineage: Eukaryota; Fungi; Ascomycota; Sordariomycetes; Hypocreales; Hypocreaceae
Exons: 1
Coding region: 1-2094 (697 amino acids)
Biological process (GO): proteolysis
Molecular function (GO): serine-type endopeptidase activity
Source: RefSeq, a predicted model, not a curated record
AUGACUUUACGGGCGCUGGAGAAUGGUGAGAGAGGCAAAAAUAGUUGUGGUAUUCGAAAUCAUGACUAUCCGCUUGCUGAGGUGCCCGAUAUUGCGGAUUCGCAAGUUUGGAAGCAAGUUGAGGAGUUCUUCACCAAAGUUCAUGCCCCGUCAUUUGGCCAGCUGAGCAACGCUGAGGACUUGGCUGUAUCACCUGACGGCACAAGCCUCGCAUUUACUGGGCACAUCUGGAGCUCGCUGAAGGACGGUCCCAAAACACAUGCUUACAUUGUUGACCUUCCCACUGGAUCAAUCAUGUCAGCAGAUCCUGUGCCUGUGGCUGCUUCUCAUGGCCCGCAUAACAAUAAGAAACCCAAGUGGUCUCCCGACGGGAAGACGCUGGCCUUCCUAUCGGACAGAAUUCGAGCGGGGCAAUAUCAAUUGUUCUACUUGCGAUCCGAUAGAAUUGGAGAAGCGCAGCCCUUGAUUUCGGAACCUCUCCAAGGCAUCAUCGAAGAUUUUUCUUGGUCGCAUGAUGGUAGCGCAAUACUUCUAGGCCUCGCGGCGUUCGGUCUGCCCAAAUCUGGCUUCGAGGGUUCUGGAACGCUCGUUGACCUGGAUGUCUCUCGAUCACAGUGGACCCCGAUUGUGAAAACAGACCAUACUGCGAUGGACGUCCGCAGUCUUUGGCUCCAUGAUGUACGAAGCCACCAGACGCGCCGGAUUAGCCUCCCCGGAAUAAACAUUUGGCGGUUCGCCUGGUGCGGUCCGCAGGAUGCGGUUGCGAUUGUCAGCGAUCGGCCUGGCGAAGGAGCGUACAAGGAAUCUUCUCUUGUCAAAAUAUCACUCUCGGAUUGCAUAGAACAUGUUAUGGUUGAUGCAGGGGAAUACUUUUUGGCGCAGCCAACUGCUUCACCUUCGGGUUCGAAAGUUGCUUUUGUUGAAUCUGUCGGCGGGGACCGCACCAAGCUCGCUGGCUGUAUCGUCUGCGUCGACAGCAAGACAAAUAAGCAGACGCGAAUCGCCUCCAAUGUCGACAUUUCAAGUCUUGAGUGGGUCAAUGAGGAGACUUUAUUUAGUAUGGGCUUGAGAGACCUCACAUCGGUGGCUCUUGAGGUUAACGUGCUCACCCAUGAGGUACGUGAACUGUGGUCGACAGGCAAUGCUUGUGGCCCUUCUUACCCUCAGCCAGCUGGCCUCCCUGGCGGAGGAUUCGCUGUAGUCAGACAGGGCUGGGAGCUACAGCCGGAAAUUGGAUUGGUUAGCGAGGCCGGCGCAUAUACCCAAAUACUCUCUUUCGAAGACGAUGGUGGACGCUGGCUUCGGCCCCAGCUGGGCCAGAGCCACGCAGUCUCUUGGGAGUCUACAGACGGCUUAGAAAUCCAGGGGUUUCUAUACCUCCCUCCCAAAGGACAGAAACCAUACCCUCUGAUUCUCAAUGUUCAUGGAGGUCCCAUGAGCGCCUUUGUUGAUCAGUGGAUGGGAUAUCGAACUUGGGUAGCCUUUUUAGUAGCUCAAGGAUAUGCGGUCCUCAACGCGAAUCCUCGAGGAUCCCUUGGACGAGGUCGAGAGUUUACACAAGGCGUAGUAGGGGACGUGGGGGGUGGUGAUGCGACCGAUCUUCUGAGAGGGCUUGAUCAUCUUGUCAAUUCUGGUGUUGCAGAUGCAUCCAGAUUGGGUGUCAUUGGGGGUAGCUACGGUGGCUUUCAGUCAACUUGGCUGACCACUUUGACUAACAGGUUUGCCGCCGCAAUUCCUAUUUCUCCUGUUAACGACUGGAACUUGCAGUGGUUGUCCAGUGACCUUCGCCAGCGGACUCUCGACAAUCGUCCUUACGAUAUAGAGAGUCUGUAUUUUCGUCGAAGCCCGCUGAGAUAUGUCCACCGUUGCAGGACGCCAACCCUGCAACUGGUGGGGAAAGUAGACCAGUGCACUCCACCUGCCCAGGCACAUUACUAUCAUACUGCGCUUCAGGAUCAUGGAGUCAAAUCGUGUAUUGUGGAAUAUCCGAAAGAGGGUCAUGGAAUUCGCCAAUUUCCCGCUUUAAUAGAUGCUUGUUGCAGAAUGGUUAGCUGGUUUGACUAUUUUAUGCCAGUAGAUAAACAACUUCAGUAAUA